CCGUGUAGCAGUGACGUUGUCCAGCAAAGUUUUUGGGCGGCGCCGGUGACGGAGCACGGAAAGUUUUGGAGUCGGGUCGUGCAGCUUGGGCGGUGGGAGGACCGGGAUCCUUCCACAUGAGUAACAGAAAGUCAACAGAUGGAGUGCGAUGCUCAGCGCGUCAGAAGAAUCGAAGUUUAUCAACAGCUCCUACCUCAUCUGACCAUGAAGCAGAGACAUGCAAGCGCACAAGGACAACAAACCUGGCACCUUCACCCAAAGGCACAGAAAAACGAACUUCUAAAAAACAGAAAUGUGAUCAUAAAAAUAUGAAAUCUAAUACACAUGGACAAAUUUGUGAAAGUGGCAGUCAGAUUUUUGGCAAGAGCAACUCUCCAUCUUGUUGUGAUAACAUGGGCUCAGAGAGAGCAGUUAACCAACCAAAGAGCAGGGGAAGAAAAUGUCCAAAGACAAAGGUUCGUGCUACCGAACGCUCUUUUUCCAAUAGCCUUGAUUCCUCAAAUCAAGGUGUAACGAAUGUCACUGGAGAUGGUUCUGUGUUUUCUGAUAUAACACAAUCUGAAGUCACCAGAAGAAAGCGAAAUAUUUCUGUCGAUAGUAAUCCAUUUAUUGACGAGGACAGCAACCAACCGAUGCCAUUGACGCGUUUCUUUGGAAAUGCAGAUCUUAUGCAGGACAUACCACCAGUCAUGCCUUCCUGGGCUUUCAUGAGCAGAAGGCAGGUCAGAAAUCUUCAUUUUCGAGCAAAAGAUGACGACGACGAUGAUGAUGAAGAUGACGACGAAGAUCAGGAAGUCACAAUUCAUAAAGAUAAUGUGUAAACAAUCAUUGCCUUGCAGACACCUCUGAAGCUGAACGUACACACAUCCUUGCCUUCUCCUUGAGAGUUUUACAGGAAUUCAUCUUUGUGAAAACCAAAGUGUUUGUCCCAGGAAGAUUAUCUGAUUGUUUUUAGAACAUUAUACCUUCUGCCAACGUUUAAUUUAUUUAGUAUGAAUGACAUUUAAAAUUUGUGGUGCACUAUGAUUGGGGGGAUGGAGUCACCAUAAAAAAGGGUUAAUAUGGAUCUAUGCUAUCCUUUCUUUUGUUCUGGGGGACAUAUGCACAAUUGAUGCUCCUCUUUCAAGCCCACUUCAUAGUGUCAUUCUUGUGGAAAGUUAAUAUGGUCGGUGGUGGCUUUAAAUUUAUUCAACAUCUAGUAUUGUCAAAGUACAUACAGAGCUUAAAAUUUGGACUUUAACAAUUAUUUGUCACUGCAAGCCUGGAGGAAUAAUUUCACAUUCUCAAGAGGUGAAUUUCUACUCACAAGGGCUAAAUAUUUGCUCAUCAAUUGCUAGUGAUGAGUGGAAAUGUUAAGCCACGGUACACAUAUAUAUUGGUGUAAAAGGAGUGAACACCAUUUAUUUGAUAUAGGUAGCCCUAUUGUUAGACACCCUUAAAUGGGUACAGGUUUGUUCAGUCUCUGUACUGCUGUACAGGUUUUUGUUGACAGACUCUCUGUGUGCCCUGGGAUUGAGUAUAGUUCGCCUUUUUAUGGUUGUUAAACAUGAGUUAAAAUGUAAAAAAUGGCACCACUGUCUUGAUGUUGCUUUAUAUUUGAGAUGGGACUAGUGGUUGUCCAUGUUAAAGCUCUAAAUUAUGAGGAGCACCAAAUUGCAAACCUUAAUGUGCCUGACUUAAAAAUAGGUCCAUUGAUUGUAUGUCAGGCAAAUUCUACAUUGCAGACUGCUUUGGAAUUGUGCGAUGUCUAAUUUAUAUUAAAUUAGUUUUGUAAAAGAUAUGUGCAUUUCAAAACCCUGUCAGCUUUGUGAAAGGGCUAUUUUAAAGGUGAAACAUAUUUUGGCCACAAAAAUGGGGAUGCUAUUUAGAGGAAAUAAUGGCUUUUCUAAAAAAUGAUCUAAGGUGGUCUCUAGAGAGAAGCAAUUCCGUACGAGCAUAGAGGGAGAGUGCUAAAGGGCUUUAAUAAUGGGAUUUAAAUAUUUAAUAUUGUAUAUAGAUGUUAUUGCAGACAUUUUUCUUUAUUUCAUUUUUUUUUUUUAACAUGUAUACAAAGAUUUAUAUGUAGAGUUCUACCUAAAGAGUUAUUGAAUGAUUAUAAAAACAAAGAAUAAUUGUGUUUUUCCUUUUUAUUCUGGCUUGAGGACAUUUCCCUCCAUUAAAAAUAAUGAAAUUAAUUCCUUAAACUGAUCUUCCUCCUACCGAUUUGCUCAGUGGAAUAGCAUAGGAUGUGACUUCCUUAUAUGAUUAUUUGAGUCAUGCUAAUUGCUCAGUGAAAGAAUGGUAUUUAAUAUUCCA
This is a messenger RNA of Pelobates fuscus (common spadefoot toad), 2295 nucleotides long. It is a transcript of the gene C11H1orf174, whose product is annotated as chromosome 11 C1orf174 homolog. Lineage: Eukaryota; Metazoa; Chordata; Amphibia; Anura; Pelobatidae. The transcript has 5 exons. Bases 117 to 821 code for a protein of 234 amino acids. The record is from RefSeq and is a predicted model, not a curated record.